Messenger RNA from Lymnaea stagnalis (great pond snail), 10061 nucleotides. NCBI's taxonomy places the organism in Eukaryota, Metazoa, Mollusca, Gastropoda, Lymnaeidae. The record is from the annotation of a GenBank genome assembly.
CAGGAAAUAGACCAACUGGUCAGCGACUACAAGAAAAAACGUAAUCCAUGUAUGCUCAAUAUUUACUUAGAAGAAAAGCUGUUUUCAGUGUUGUAGUAUAAUACAUGAGAAAUAUAUAGGCCUACCAAAUUCUUAACUACACAGUGUCUAGUUACAGUUUGUUUUAGCUCAAGUGGUGUAGUUAGUGUAGGAAAAUAUGUCCCAAGAUAAAAACGAGAUCCAGGUAAACUACUGUUGUCAUGUUGUCAAGUGUUGUUAAACUGUUAAAUAUAUAUCCUAAUUAAUUAUAUUAAAUUUUAGUGAUUUCUUUCGAUUUUUUAUUGAAAUUUUUAAAUACUUUCAAACAGUUCUUUAUAAACAAGGGGAUUGGUUAAAAUAUGGUGUGCUUAUUCAAAAGAGUUGACUUCAUUAUUAUUGAUUAUUGACAUGAAAUAUGCCUAUUUAUAUUUACUUUCAAUUUCAUGUCCUAAAUCCUAAAUUUUCUAUAAUUGACAUGACAUUGCAUUUAUUGACAUAAUAAUUCUGAGGAACAUACAAAUUUAAACUGUCUAUAAUCUAUGUAUAAAAUAAUACGAAAAUGAAUGAAACAAAGUAUGGGGAAACCUGAAUGCAACAUAUAAACACGAAUGUGUGAAAUGUGUCUGCAAAAAACAUUCAUUCAGUAUCAGUAUCAGCGGACAAACAACAGUUAAAGCAGAAUUAUAUCAAAAUAACACUUAGCUAACUUAGCUGCAAUACUGCAAUGUAGUAUCCGAGAGGGCUGCAAGGAGAUAAAAGAAGUUACUCACUCUUAGUCUUAGUCACAGCACUUAGUUAUUUUGUCACAAACUUUUUAUAAUAAAGUUUCACUUCAAUAAAGUAUAAAGCUUUAACUUUAAGGUAAUCCCUUAUUUUUAAUCAAUAAUCAACUUAUUUCAUUAUUAAAAACAUUUUUUAAGCAAAUACCCUCUUUUUGUUGUUGGGACAAAAACCAUUCAAUUUAAGAAAUUGUACCAGAUAAAAAAAAAGUACUACUCAUGAUUCUUUUAUCACUCUCUGCUACUUUGUGCUAAAUCAAGCUUUAAUAUAUUAUUUAAAUCCAUAAAAUAUGCUAACGAUAUUGACACAGGGUUGUGGGAUAUUGACACAGGGUUGUGCGUAAAUUAAUUUAAUACUCAUUGGACUUAACUUAUUUAACUUGGCCUUAGCUUAGUUAGCCAAGUAAAAAUUGUAUCAAUUUGUUCAGCAGGAAAAAUGUUUCUUCUUUUUUUUUACCUUAAACUGCAUCCUUCUUGUUUAUGCUAAAAAAUAAGUCUAGUAGAUUUUAGAUUAAUUGUACAGAAUUGAAGUAUCCCCACAUUUUGUAUUAGGCCUAUAUUUUUAUAUUACAUUUAUAAUUUUUAUUUAUUUAAUAUCUACGUUUUAAAAUCAUAUUUUGUGAUAUAAAAUAUUUUGAGUGUCUCAAUAACAUUUAAAAUAUUUGCAUAAGUAAUUUUCCUUUGAUAAAUAAUAUAAAAAUAAAUUAUUUUUUUGGUUCAGGGAGUAGGACUAUACAUGGGUAGGCACAAUAGGAAAGGUUUGAUAUACAAUGCAUCAAGUAGGAAUGGUAUGGUAUAUGAUUCCUAUUUUUCUUGUCAUGUUAGAAAUGGAUUUAAACAUCGGAUUGACAAAUAAAUUAAUAUUAUAAGUAAUGAAUUUCAUAAUAUGUAUAACUCUAAUAUGGCAUUUCUAAGAAUUGUCUUUACACAAUAUAUUUUUUAUUCUAGGCUCGCCGACUUCGUGAAGUCUUGAAAGGUAGAUUAAAUCAGGGGACAGCACAAAAGCUUAUUGAGGAUUUUGGUGGAGAACAAGAAGCCCUUGAUUUUAUUUUAAAUGGUAUGCCUGAAUAAUUUUUUAUUAUAUAGACAGUAGAACAGUUACUAUGCUAUACUGAUGGUUAACCUGAUUGAUGUUCGUGGUAUUAAUUUCAAUUUUUUACUUUCUUGAGGUUGUUAAAACUAUAACAUGGAAUGUAAAGGUACUUUUGUUUUGAAUUAGAAUCCAUACAAAAUUAAAAUUAUUUUAUUUUAUCGAAACUCAACCGAGUAAAACAAAUUUUUAAACAACUCUUUUAAUAAAAAUUUUUAAAUGAAAAUGCACACAAAUGUUUCUUGCAACAAUCUUAAUCUGUGACAAUGCUUCUCAUUCUUUAAGCUCCUUUUUUAUGUGUACUAACAACUUUCUUGAGGUUGUUAAAACUAUUACAUGGAAUGUAAAGGUACUUUUGUUUUGAAUUAGAAUCCAUACAAAAUUAAAAUUAUUUUAUUUUAUCGAAACUCAACCGAGUAAAACAAAUUUUUAAACAACUCUUUUAAUAAAAAAUUUUGAAUGAAAAUGCACACAAAUGUUUCUUGCAACAAUCUUAAUCUGUGACAAUGCUUCUCAUUCUUUAAGCUCCUUUUUUAUGUGUACUAACAACCGUAAAAAUGGUAUUUAUAUUUGCAGAAGAUGAAGACAAAGUUCUUAAGUACCUAAAAGAGGUAAUAUUAUGAGUACUUUUAAGAAUCUGCCCUUAUUAUAAAAUUGUAAAUUAGAUUGUGACUAUAUUACAAAAUAUUAAUAUUGUGCUGUAUAAGAUGUAGUCUGUCAUUCUUUUAUGUCUUUAACCAAGCCCAUAAAUGCAACAAUAAUUAUGAUAUGAUUCUUAAAAUGUGCAUGCAUAAUGACUGGCUUUUUUUAUUAUAUUUAUUAUGAAUUUUCUGUUUUAAAAACAUAAAAAAUUAACAUUUAAAUUUAAAUGCCAAAUAUUUUCUGCAAACCUAUGAUCUAACAGAUUGUUAAUUAAAUCUUGAUUAAAUAGGAUCCUGAUUAUGUACGGGCUUUGAAGGUGGAUGCCGAGAGAGUUGCAAGUUUACUGGUCAAUGGAAUAAAAGCUACAGUCAGGCAGUUUGCUUGUCAAGGAUGCAGUAGAUCAUGGUGGAUGAAAGUACCUGAGCGUAAAGAGGUGAGAUCUAUUAGACAUGUUUUUUUGGGGAAUAAUAAUCAAACUGUGGAAUCUCUUUAGUGUUAUUACAAAAUUGUGUAAUUAAUUUUAACUCAGUAACAUUUAUAAAUAUAAAUUAAAAUGACAAGUGAGGAGGAUACAGCAUGAAAAACAUGAUUUCAUUUUAAAAAUAUUUGUUCUUCUUUAACUUAUUAUUGUGUCACCAGUUACUUAUUGAAAUCUUUCUUUGUAUAAAGAACCACAAUUAUAUUUGGCUGUAAAUUUAAUUUUAAAAAUAAUUUAGUUUUUGUAAGUUAUUUACUUACCUAUUGAAAUGAAGUUAAAAGACAACAUGCACACUUAAAAAGUAUUCUUUCCCCUUAAUAUAGUCCUAAUGUUUUUGGGAUUUAAUUUAAUUCACUGCAGAUGUCUAAAUGUCAUAUCAUAAAUGUAAAAUUCAGUAUGAUCCCAUCUGCAGGUGUCUAAAUGUCAUGUCACAGAUGUAAAAUUCGGUAUGAUCCCAUCUGCAGGUGUCUAAAUGUCAUGUCAUAGAUGAAAAAUUCGGUAUGAUCCCAUCUGCAGGUGUCUAAAUGUCAUGUCAUAGAUGUAAAAUUCGGUAUGAUCCCAUCUGCAGGUGUCUAAAUGUCAUGUCAUAAAUGUAAAAUUCGGUAUGAUUCCAUCUGCAGGUGUCUAAAUGUCAUAGAUGUAAAAUUAGGUAUGAUCCCAUACCUAAAGACAUGGAAUGGGGAGUGGGAAAGUUUGUUUGUGACUGUGGCAAUGAGUUCACGUAAGUUUCAAUUGAUUAUUGUGUUGCCAAUAUUUUAAAACUAGUUUUUCUACUAACACAUAUAUGAUCCUCAUUAUAAGCUAGAAUUUGAUUAAUUUUUUUACAAAUGAUAUUUUGGACUAGAUAACAAUUUCAUAAAACAUUUUUCAAAAUUGUUAUAGAUAUAAGAAUUUAUAGAAUAUAUGAAAAGAUAAGAUUCUUUUAUUAAACCAAAUAAAUGGAAAGGUUAUUUUUAUUUCCAAGGAGAUGUUCAUUUUCAGCACAUACAUAAAUAUUCUUACAAAGACAAACAUUUUUAAAAUAGAACAAUUUAACACACGACAUCUAAAAUUAUUUCUCAAAUGCAAAAAACAGCAACCAUGUUCCAUGGAAUUUCACUCAGUGAAAAUGUUGGCUUUCAACGUGUUGAUUUAGAUUCUGCUUUUAACAGCCUGGUAAAUUCUGAUAGUUUGAGGUACAAAUGAAUUUUCGUAUGUUUUGGUCCUUUCUUCGAGAGAAAGAAUUCACCCUGAUCAAGCUGAUCUUAGGUAUCUCUGAUGAAGAGGGUGGUAUGUUACAGCCAAAUGUUUUUUGACUGAAACAUAUACAAAUUCUUUUGUUCCCCAAUCUGUGCGAAUUUAUUAGCAUGCUCCCCCAGAAUUCACAAAUCUAAAUGAGAACUAAUAAGUCCCUGUUGUGAUGAAGGGAGUUUACUGAAUGGCUGUUUUUUUUUUCACUAGUGAAAUUAAUUAAAUGUAGAUCCUGUGUUUAAAUUGUUUUAUUUGAAACAUGCGGAAUUUAUUAAAAUAUAUAUUUAUAUAUGUGCUGAAAAUGUAUAUGUACAAUGCAAUCAAAAAACAUUUCCAUUUGUUUGGAUCAAUAAAAGAAUCUUAUCAUCUUAUCUUAUAUUACUUUAUAUCUUGGUGAAUCUUUUUAAUCGUUUAGAUGAGAAGCUAUGAAUUCCCGCACAAGUAGCUAAUACUAAAGUUCAGUAUGCUUCCUAGAAAAUAUGAUCUAAGAAAUAAAACAUGAACGUUUUAAGAGGAAAUUUUUGGUUCUUCAGUCUACUGAGCAACAAGCUUCUUCCAUAAUUUUAUUUUUCCACCAGUGGUUUUGCUCAGAUGGGUGUGACCUCCAGUGAAUGCUAUGAGUGUGGACUUUUGGUUCCUGUUGAUCAGAUGUUGCCACCUAGGAAAGAUCGGCCAAGAAAAACCAAAACACCACACUCAUGUAAUGGCAUAGACUGCAUCAGGUAUUUAUGUGACAAAGAGUUGUUUCAUGAUGCCUAGUUGUUUGAGCAUGCCUAGUUUUUCAUAAUAGCUAGUUUUUUUUUAUCAUGCUUAGCUGUUUCAUGAUGCCUAGUUGAUUGAUCAUGCCUUUUUGUUUCAUCAUGCCUAGUUGUUUCAUGAUGCCUAGUUGUUUCAUAAUAGCUAGUUUUUUUUAUCAUGCCUAGUUGUUUCUUAAUGCCUAGUUGUUUUGUUUCAUAAUGCCUAGUUGUUUCAUUAUAGCUUGUUAUUUUAUCAUGCCUAGUUGUUUUAUCAUGCUUGGUUGUUUCAAUGACUUUACAGGAGAAUUAAAUGAAUUCAAUGUUACAAGCUUAAAUAUCUACUAAGAUUUACAUCAAAGUGUUAAAGUGGAAAGUUAUAAUUAAUUAAAAUUAAUAUCAUUGAAUAAUAAUGAACAAUUUGAUAUUAAUAAGUGAUGUAGAAAUGACAAUGACACAAAAAAACACUACAUGUUAUGUUACAUGUUGUUUUAUUAUAAAGUUGAUAUGUGGAAAAAAAUCACAUAAAUUCACUGUCCAAGCCAUUUACAUAAUCUAAUUUCAGUCACAGGCAUGGUGUUUCUAAUGCUGCUGUUGCGGACCUCAGUGCAGGGUUCGGUGCUAUGACAGUGGCAGCAUAUGUAAGAAUUGAAAUAUUCUUGAAUGAAGCAUUUUGUUAUGGACGUUUGUUAAUAUAGAAUUUAUUCCAAUAAUAAAUACGUUUAGCAUUUAACAUAUCUUAGCAUCUUUUGUAUAAAAAAAAUUGUGUUCACCUUAAGUCUGUGGACAAAUAUCUUAGCCUCAUUUGUAUCAAACAAUUGUGUUCACCUAAGUGUGUAGACAAGUUCUGCAAACCCAAUAAUGAAACUUUAUAUUAAUUUUCUUUACUAUUUAAAAAUUUGUGUAAGACAAGCUCAAAAUAAUAGCCUAGAUCAGUGUCUUGGCCUAAAGAUUAGGAAUAUGGCAAUAUUGCAUUGGUUUGAUAUUUAAAAAAAUGAGAACAUUGCUUAAAAGAAAUGAGUGAAUUUUAUUAUUUAAAAAUUAGCAAUUAAAUUUUGUGAUGUUGAAAAAAUAAAAAAUUUGAAAAGUUAUUUUUUACAAUUUUAAAAUAUUUUUAUACUUGUUUAGUGUAGCUUUCUGGGAAUUUUUUUUUUCCUUCCGGCUUGCCACCUCUGUCAAAGCAUUUCCAAGUUUGAUAUCCAAAUUUUAAAGGUGGUCACGAAAUAUUUACCUCAAACUCCCUAGGCUAAGGCAUUUACAUAUUAUCUCUCUUUCCUUUUGGUGGCAUUUAGUUUAUAAUAGUUCUUGAUAAUGAAGUUAAUUUGACCUGACAGAGGUUCAUUGGCUGGAGAAGAUUAAUGGGAUGAAAAAUGUUUAGAAUGACAAUUUGUUUAGCAUUAGUUACCCCAUUACUACCAUAAAGACAUGUUUUAUGUAUGUCAUUCUAUCAGUUGUUUAUUAUGGAUACAGAACGGACCAAGAUCGAACUAUGCCAUGUCAUCUAGCAGUCAAAAUGACAACAGGUUUUAUAGUUCAAGUCAGCCAUCUGGCGGAUAUCCUGGACGAGGUAAUUAACAUUUGUAUGGGAAAAUUCAAAUUAGCUUUGUUUAAAUAACAGGUUCAUUCUAUUAAAGGAAACAUUAUGAAUUACUGCGUAUGUAGCUUAAUGUAUAUGCCUUAGUUUUUCCAGUGCUUUGCUCAUACAUGGAUCUGUCAAUCAUACUAAAUACUAUUUGAAAUAUUGUGUGGCAUCAAAGACAGUUAAAUAACAGGAUCCUCAUUUAAAAAUCUACAGUGGUCCUCGUUACAUUACAGUUGUUCUCAUGUUACAUUACAUUAGUCCUCAUUUUGAGACUGACCAAAAGUGAUUUUUUUUAUUUCUGCCAAAACCGAAGCCAAAACCAAAAGCUUAACCAGACUUUUGGCCGAAACUGAAGCCGAAACCAAAAGCGUAAUGAGACUUUCGACAGAAAACGAAAUAUUUAGAUAUCUUGAAAUUCUUUCACGCAUACAUUCUGCAUAAAUUGGAAAAUGAUGGGGAAAGUAUCAAUAGUUACAUUCUUUUUAUAAAUAAUGAUAUCACCAUGAAUAUAAAUAAAUAAACAUCUAAUGAAUACUUUGGUUUUACCAUUUUAAUUAAAAAGUAAUUUAAAUUUGUUAAACAUGUAUUUUAAAGUAGAGUGGUAAGAGAAACCUUGGAGUCACGCUUACGGACACCCUCUCCAUGGACAAACAUGUCACGAAUAUAUGCAGAUCAGCAUAUAACGAAAUUAGAAAAAUCAGCACCAUUAGACACCUCCUCUCCUUUGAUGCCACAAAAACUCUCGUCUCUUCACUCAUUCUUUCAAAAUUUGACUACUGUAACAUUCUUCUCUCAGGCAUUCCUCAACACCACAUAGAAAAACUUCAGAAGGCACAGAACUCAGCAUGCAGACUCAUUUUUAAAUUAAAGAAACAUGACCACAUUCAACCACACAUGCGGCAACUCCACUGGCUUCCAAUAUCCUCUCGCAUCAAAUACAAGUCUGCCAAUCUUUGCUUCAACUCGUUCACUGACCCUCACUUUCCUGUCUAUCUCUCUGAACUGUUGCUUCCUUACAUCCCCACAAGACAACUACGUUCUUCCAUUGACAGUAGAACCCUCUCAAUCCCAAGAACUAAAACUAAGACCAUCGGUGAACGCUCCUUCUGCUUCCAUGGGCCCACGUUCUGGAACCAGCUCCCCUUCCAUAUCCGUCAUUGUGAAACCUCGUCCAUUUUCAAAAAGUCCCUUAAAACUCAUCUGUUUAGGUCCGCCUAUGACCUGUGAUGCACCCUCCUUGCCCUACCUCAUUUUCUGUUUCGGGUUGAUCCUGAAGUGUCAAAGUGUCCUCGUUUUAUAGCCAUUUUCAUUGUUUCUAUAGAAUAGUAGUUACUAUCCUAGUGUCUCAUUUGUAUUUACUUAGUUUACAUGUUUUAAUAAUUGUAAAGCGCUUAGAGUUUUAUGAUAAGCGCUAUAUAAAAAUGCCUAAAUAAAUAAAUAUAAUUACAACUGUUCCUAGACAAUCUACAAUAAUUAUUGUGGCUCUAAAAAAGCCAAGUGUCACCUAAAUAUCAGUUAUUAAGGCUAUAAAAAUGUUACUCAAUGUUUAGCGGUUAUUGUCUCACUAAUGCUUUGUGUUUUCAUAAAUAGCUGGUAAGAUAUCGCUGUAUUAAAAUUUAACCUAGUACCAACUUAUUAGUCUUUCAGUGCUGGGGACGUAAUUAUUUGGUUCUGUGACCAACCUCCCUGAUCCACAUUAAUGAGGGAAAAUAUUAUUUUUAACCAGGUCUUUUACAUUGUUGUUUAAGAUGGCUCUCAAUGGAAAAUUGCAAAAGAAAUCUGAAUUGGUUGCCAUAAUUAUAAAAGUAAACAGGUCUGCAGUAGGUCUACUACGUUAUUAUUAUACAAACCCCUGGUACACCCACAUGCAUGUUAUUUCGUCAAUAACAAUUAUAAUCAUUAUUAUCAAGUACGUCAUCAUGCAGCUUUGAGCAGUUUUCACAAAGUAUUGGCCAUGUAACAUAGGAUGACAGCAAGACAUCGAGCAAUAAUGAAUAUCUGAUUUCUGGCCAAGAGACAGACAGUCUGACUUCUGGUAGAUGACAGAAAACCUCUAUCACUUUCGGCCAGAUAGCCGAAAGUCUCAAUUACUUUUGGCUGAAACUAAAAUUAAACUGAAAAUAAACUUUUCAUUUUCAGCUGAAACCCAAACUAGGCCGAAAGGGAUCAAAUGGCGACUUUCAGCGCCGAAACCGAAGCCUAAAUUCAUUCGGCCCCUUUUCCUCAUAUUACGUUUCUGUGGUGCUCAUGUUCAGUUACUGGGGCCCUUAUAUUAAGUUACUGUGAUCCUUAUGUUAAGUUAUUGUGGCCUUGAUGUUAAGUUACUGUGGUCCUCAUGUUACAUUAUUGUGAUUCCCAUAUGGUCCUGAUUCAAAUAUAUGUCUCAGCAAAUUGUUACAUCUCCAGCUAAAGUUCCAUUGUGUACUCAUCCCAUGGCAAACUUCAAGAUUCCAAUAUUUAGCAGGCGCCAUAAGAGCACAGGGUCUACAGUUUCAACAUUCUUGAGCCAGGGAAGUCUGGACAACAUGACGGUCAGCCAGAUGGGAUCCAUGGCUUCCAUCAAGGAAUUAGACUAACAGAUCACAUCAUAAAGGUAUUUAAACAUGUGGUCUUAUAAUUUUAAUCAUAGAGAUUAAUCUAUAUCGGCCCAAGUUAUUUUGAUAUGACAUCUAAUUUCCAAUCAAUAUUCUACAAUAGUGUAAAUAAAUAUUUUUUACUUUUAAAUGGUGGUUGUUAAAUGAGUUCAAUUCUGAAUUAAAUCUCAUAUUCCUUGUAAUAAAAAAUCAGGUUGACAAAAUCUCUUAUUCCUUGUAAUUAAAGUUCAGGUUGAAUAGAGUUUAAUCAUUGUUUUUUAUUAUUUUUUUUUUUAAAUGAGCAAUUUUGAAUAUAAAUAAAAAAUACAGCUGUAGUUAAAUUGUGUACCACAAUCCAGACAACACACUACACACUACAUGCACAAUAAUUGAAAAAUUAUUUUAAUUUUAAAUUUCAGAAUGAAUUUAACCUGGUCCAAAAGUCAAAACUUCAACAUUGGAAAGAACAUUUUUGCACUCUGUAGUUGGGUGAAUUAAAUGUUUUCACAAUUCUACAGAGUGCAGUAUGUGCAUCAUGCCUUUGGACUUCAUGAAUUCAUCCAAUCAAUUCCCUCAGACACCAUUCCAUUUAUUCAUACACUCAAUUCCCUCGGACACUAUUCCAUUUAUUCAUCCAAACAAUUCAUUCACACACUAUUCCAUUUAUUCAUACACUCAAUUCCCUCAGACACCAUUCCAUUUAUUCAUACACUCAAUUCCCUCAGACACUAUUCCAUUUAUUCAUCCAAUCAAUUCAUUCACACACUAUUCCAUUUAUUCAUCCAAUCAAUUCAUUCACACACUAUUCCAUUUAUUCAUCCAAUCAAUUCAUUCACACACUAUUCCAUUUAUUCAUCCAAUCAGUUCAUUCAGACAUUAUUCCAUUUAUUCAUCCAAUCAAUUCAUUCACACACUAUUCCAUUUAUUUAUCCAAU